This is a messenger RNA of Condylura cristata (star-nosed mole), 948 nucleotides long. RefSeq names its product olfactory receptor 8H1-like. Gene Ontology annotation, molecular function: G protein-coupled receptor activity; olfactory receptor activity; odorant binding. Bases 1 to 948 code for a protein of 315 amino acids. Lineage: Eukaryota; Metazoa; Chordata; Mammalia; Eulipotyphla; Talpidae. The transcript has a single exon. Gene Ontology annotation, cellular component: membrane. The record is from RefSeq and is a predicted model, not a curated record. Gene Ontology annotation, biological process: G protein-coupled receptor signaling pathway; sensory perception of smell.
AUGCGUAGAUGGAAUAAGACAGACGUGCCUUACUUCAUCCUUGUGGGCCUGACAGAUGCUGAGGACAUCCGGCUGGUGCUCUUUGUGCUGUUUCUGCUGAUCUACCUGGUCACCGUGCUGGGGAAUGCGGGCAUGAUAACGGUCAUCCGCCUGGAUGCCCAGCUGCACACCCCCAUGUAUUUCUUUCUCAGUCACCUGUCAUUUCUUGAUAUCAGCUAUUCAACUGUCAUCACACCAAAAACCUUAGAGAACUUACUGACUUCCAACAGGAAGAUUUCCUAUGCAAAUUGCUUCACUCAAAUGUGCCUUUUUGUGUUCUUUGGUGCUUCAGAAUGUUUUUUUCUCUCCUCCAUGGCCCAUGACCGCUACGUAGCCAUCUGUAAUCCUCUCCACUACCCGGUCGUCAUGUCCACAAGACGCUGCUGGUCUCUCGUUGUUGGGUCCUAUUUAGUAGGUUUCACUGAUUCUUUAGUCAUUAAGCUAUGCAUGAGGAAAUUACAUUUCUGUAACUCCAAUGUCAUUCAUCAUUUUUUCUGUGAUUCCUCUCCAAUGAUAGCCCUUUCUUGCACUGAAACCCAGGACACUGAAGUCAUGAUUUUCAUUUUUGCUGGCUCCACCCUCAUGAUCUCACUUAUUACACUGUCAGUGUCCUAUGUGUCCAUUCUCUCGACUAUCUUGAAAAUUAAUUCUGCUUCAGGAAAGAGAAAAGCCUUCUCCACCUGUGCCUCCCAUCUCUUGGCCGUCACCAUCUUCUAUAGCACCAUGAUCUUCAGUUACUUAAGACCAAGUACAUCCUACUCCCUGGGAAAGGACCAGGUGGCUUCUGUGUUUUACACUAUUGUCAUCCCCAUGCUGAACCCACUCAUUUACAGCCUCCGCAACAAAGAGGUGAAAAAUGCUGUCCUGAGAGUCCUGCAGAGGAAAGAGGGCUCCAGGCACUGGAAAUAG